AUGUGCUCAUCGUAUUCUACGCCUGCUGCUAGUGACUAUCAACUUGUUAAUCAACGAAAGCGAGCUUUGGUCAUCGGAGUAAGCCAAUACGAGGAUGGAUCCAACCUAAGCAAUCCCCGGAAUGACGCCAACGACAUGGCUAAUGCGCUGGAAAAGAUUGGCUUUAUGGUAAUGAAAGGGAUCAAUUUGAAGUCAGAUGAAAUGGACGCUAACAUAUCUAGUUUCGUACAGUCGAUACAAGGAACAGAUAUGGCUUUGUUUUAUUUUGCCGGACACGGUUGCCAAUGGGAAGAUCAAAACUUUCUCAUUCCUUCCGAUAAUACAAAUCUGUCGGGACCAAACAUUAAGCGUCGUGCAAUUAACGCUCAACAUGUAUUAGAACAAAUAACGAAGAGAAAUCCGUACGUGGCAAUAUUUUUAUUGGAUUGCUGUAGAAAUUAUCACCUUAGACAUCCACAGCUUAGUCGUGGUGAACAAAAUAGAGGACUAACGGCCAUGUAUGCUUCGUCUGGCUCACUGGUUGCUUUUGCUUGUGCACCUGGACAAACGGCUUCAGAUGGCUCGGGAAAAAAUGGACUCUUCACCAAACAUUUGCUUCAACACAUCACCACGCCUAACGAAGAUAUUCAAAUGUUACUCAGAGAUGUGAGCGACGGGGUAGAGCAGGAAUCAAGCGGUCAGCAGAUACCGUACCAGAAUAGUUCAUUGAGACGACGAAAUAUCUAUAUUAAUGCCGCUGAUUCAGGUAAGAUUUCUUUUACCGAAGUAAAACAAAAUUCGCUCCAGAGACAGCCUUCCAAUAUGUAA
Messenger RNA from Rotaria socialis, 807 nucleotides. Lineage: Eukaryota; Metazoa; Rotifera; Eurotatoria; Philodinida; Philodinidae. The record is from the annotation of a GenBank genome assembly.